This is a messenger RNA of Exophiala oligosperma, 1332 nucleotides long. RefSeq lists its product as uncharacterized. The transcript has a single exon. Gene Ontology annotation, cellular component: ribonuclease P complex; ribonuclease MRP complex. The record is from RefSeq and is a predicted model, not a curated record. Gene Ontology annotation, biological process: rRNA processing; tRNA 5'-leader removal. Gene Ontology annotation, molecular function: ribonuclease P RNA binding. Bases 311 to 1156 code for a protein of 281 amino acids. Lineage: Eukaryota; Fungi; Ascomycota; Eurotiomycetes; Chaetothyriales; Herpotrichiellaceae.
UUCCACCAGCUCGUCGAUGAUCGUUGUAUCGCGACAAGCAGUCUCAGAAACCCAAAGUCUGUACGUGACCCUUCAAAGUCGGUUGUUGAUCCUUGUGUCUUUAGAAACGAGACUUCAACCACACACAGACAACUAGAUCCAUCAUGCUCGUCCACCCUCAUCGACAAUAUACGAGAGUGUAAGUCGGGAGUACCUUUGACUUGGUACACGACUUUUCUUACCGGUGGGUUACAUCACCUCUGAAAAUCUGUCUGCCUGCCUGCCUGUCCUUCCAACCUCUAUCACCGCCUCGCUACGCCUCGCCACAACCAUGACCUCCUCACCGAAACCGUCCACGACCACAACCGCGGCAGCCGCUGCACCCAUCUCACAUCCCGCACACAAACUCCUCUCCCGCGCCCACUCUCCAGACACGGCGACGCGAAUUCUCACCGACAAGGUCCGGAACAAGCCACUGUUGUUGCAACCCACGUCCUCCGCCGACAGGGACAAACGUGCUUUACGUCGACACAUUCGCCUCCGCAAGAAGGAAUACUACCUGCGCAAACGGAAACCUCGACCGCUCGGCGCAAAGGAGAAGCGCGAUAUGGGAGUGUUCGAGCUUCACAAGGACGAGAUCAAGUAUGACGUCUACAAAAACUUGCACGACAUGUGGAACGCAUAUAUGCUCGAGGUUUUGGGUUACACCAAGGACGGGAAGGUGGUGGAAGGUAGGCUCGACAAGAAACUCACGGCGCAGAGUGCGGGCGGGCUCCUGGCCAGCGCGGAUUUCCACGGCGCCACGCUCCAAGUCGUCAGCGCCACCGACGUGGGCAAGGUCGGGAUCGAGGGAAUCGUGGUCCGCGACACAAAGUACACUUUUGUCCUCGUCACCAAAAAGGACAAGGUGAAGACGAUCCCGAAGAGGGAUUGUGUUUUUCGAUACCAGGUCGAGUUGCCUCCGCCGCGGGAGGGGCCAGGAGAGACCGCGGAUUCACCGGACGAUGUACAAUCUCGGCUUCAAGAGAAAUCAAAAAGUACCGGUCAAGUCGACGAUCGGGAGACUGAGAAUAAACCAAAAAGCUUGACUUUUGAAGUUCAUGGGAAUCAAUUCGAAUUCAGACCGGCCGAUAGAGCCAGUAGGAAAUUCAAGUGGAAGGUGACAGAUUAUUUAUGAUAUCACACACACAAAGCAUGGCAAGCCUUUUUUGUUACGAGUCUUCUCUCUGUCUAUAUUGAAUGCGAAGCAAUGGCGCUGGUUUUAGGGAUAAGUAGGAAACGCAAUGAACAUGUGUCAAUGAGGAAGCAAAUUACAAAAAAACUACUGCUUAAGAAUAUGAACGCUCACGACUA